Chlorella variabilis is the source of this 774-nucleotide messenger RNA. RefSeq lists its product as hypothetical. The transcript is spliced from 6 exons. Gene Ontology annotation, molecular function: structural constituent of ribosome. Lineage: Eukaryota; Viridiplantae; Chlorophyta; Trebouxiophyceae; Chlorellales; Chlorellaceae. The record is from RefSeq and is a predicted model, not a curated record. Gene Ontology annotation, cellular component: cytosolic large ribosomal subunit; ribosome. Gene Ontology annotation, biological process: translation. Bases 26 to 571 code for a protein of 181 amino acids.
AUUUGGAGGAGGAGCACCCGACCAAAUGGUGCAGGGCGGCUACAAGUACCACCAAUACCAGGUGGUGGGACGCCACCUGCCCUCCGAGAAGGAUGCGGAGCCCACCAUCUACCGCAUGAAGCUGUGGGCGCAGGACCCCGUGCGCGCCAAGUCCAAGUUCUGGUACUUCCUGCGGAAGCUGCGCAAGGUGAAGAAGGCCAACGGCCAGAUCCUGGCGUGCAACGAGAUCUUUGAGCGCAACCCCACCACCGUGAAGAACUACGGCAUCUGGGUGCGCUACCAGUCUCGUACCGGCUUCCACAACGCGUACAAGGAGUACCGUGACACCACCCUGAACGGCGCUGUGGAGCAGAUGUACCAGGAGAUGGGCAGCCGCCACCGCGUGCGCUCGCCCUGCAUCCAGAUCAUCAAGACCGCCACCAUCACCGCGGCGCAGUGCAAGCGCGCGGCCACGCAGCAGCUGCACGACUCCAAGAUCUCCUUCCCGCUGACCCGCAAGGUGCUGCGCCCGAGCUCCCGCAAGUACCGCACCACCUUCAAGGCGGUGCGCCCCAACGUGGCCCUCUACUGAGGCGGCGGCACGGCCGUAGGGCCAUGAUGCCUUGGUGGCGGCGCGCGCGUUGGCGUGCCGGCGCGAGCUGCGCGGCAGAGGAUGGAGUGUAGGCGGCGCCGCGGCAGUCAACUGGGGGGGCGGCCAGGAGGUGUGCGGCCGCCCCCGUGGCCUGCAGCUGGGUUGGAUACAGCGCUUUAGGCUUGAUGUAAACACCCGCUAGC